This is a messenger RNA of Fusarium redolens, 846 nucleotides long. RefSeq lists its product as uncharacterized. The annotation marks the transcript as partial. NCBI's taxonomy places the organism in Eukaryota, Fungi, Ascomycota, Sordariomycetes, Hypocreales, Nectriaceae. The record is from RefSeq and is a predicted model, not a curated record. The transcript is spliced from 5 exons.
AGGGUGGCUGCAAGGCUAAACGCUUUGAUGAUCCCCGUGCCACGACUGGAUGAAGUCAGUACGCUUGGACGAAAGCACAUACUUCUAGCUGGACCAACACAGAGGAUCCGAAGCAAGACGGCGAUAUACUCGCGCGGUUACACAUGGUCUCUGUUCUUGCUCCAAUGCGCCUGGUAUUCUACAUAUAUUCCUGGUGGCGAUCAACAGCUCAAGCACGGCAGAACUUCGAAUUGGUUAUUUCGUCACAAUUGCGUGGCUACCCCUUACUCGACAACUCCGCAGUCACUCAGUGCCGCCUUGACCUCCCAGGUAGGUCGAGGGGGCAAGGGAUCUCCAGUCCCUAGUAUGCGUACUCUCGAGACUGCCCUUCAGCUGCAACGAAGCAUCUUUUUCUGUUUGCAGGCUUUUGCUGGGGUGCUCUUCAUUAUCAGCAUCCUUCUUUUUAUUACUCGCGUCUGUAUACAGAUCAGCAAGAGGAGAGCACAGAGUUGGCGCUUGAUUGAGCAGGGCUGGUCAGAGAAGGUCCUUGUGGCAUCGGUCGCCAUUUCUGUCAUCAAUGCAGCAUCCACCACGCAGACGGGAAAUGCACUGCAGUUCGCCACGAAGAGGUUAGGCGCCAUUUCGCUUCACAUCAAGGUCGGAGAUACACUACAGGUGCUUGAGUGGCUUGCAUUUGCAUUCUCCAUAACAUUUUAUGUGGUUAUAGUGAAACGAGUUGCUAGAGGGAGAAGUGAAGGGCUGCCUGGUGGCGAAAAACUCACGAGCUUUCCCAUGCCGCCUCCGCCGCCGCCCCGAGGACUACAGCCUCCUCCUCCUCCAUCACCACCACCUCCGCCUCCUCGAUAA